Molecule: messenger RNA, 2273 nt
Organism: Drosophila pseudoobscura
Lineage: Eukaryota; Metazoa; Arthropoda; Insecta; Diptera; Drosophilidae
Exons: 2
Coding region: 34-2193 (719 amino acids)
Biological process (GO): intracellular potassium ion homeostasis; sodium ion export across plasma membrane; potassium ion import across plasma membrane
Cellular component (GO): sodium:potassium-exchanging ATPase complex
Molecular function (GO): ATPase activator activity
Source: RefSeq, a predicted model, not a curated record
AGACUUAGAGUAAUCAGAAGUUUUAUAAGCAAAAUGUCUGAUAAAGAUAAGAAGCCGGAGAAAGCAAAGGAUACCAAACGAGAUAGCUCUGGCAAACCGCCUGCUCCUCCAGUUAGUCCCAAACCAAAAUCUGAGGAAUCUAAGAAAGGUUCUGAUACAGAAAAACCUGUAGGAUCGCCACAAACCUCUGCGGAUAAUCAAAAGUUGGAAUCACAAAUAUAUGAGGCGGAAGCAUCUGAAGGUAAAGCUUUGCCGAACCACACUGAACAUGCAACAGAUCCAGAAAGCGAGGAAACCCUACCACAAAGCCAACAAAAUGAGAAUAUUGAAACUCAAACUAGCUUUGUAUCGGAGUUAGAUAAUGCAGAAGGUCAACAAUCAGUGGAUCAAAUACCCAGUACCACAGUUUUAGAAUCUACACAGGAAAAUAAAAUACAUCUUGAGCCAAUCGAGACGGAUAAAGAGCUACAAGAGGAGGAUAAUGUGAGUCUGGUUGGUACUCAGACCGCCGUAAGUGUGCAGACCUCUCAACCAAAGAGAGAUUCAGAUGAUAGUGAUGCAAAUUCUGAAAGUGAACUGCCCUACGUACCCGAAUGCGGUGAAACGGUGCCGGACGAUAGACUUAAAGAUAUCCCAAGUGUUAAAAGACCUUCGUUCGACAAUCUCAGACAUGAACCAUCUAUUGGUGGUGUGUCCAGACGAUACAAAGCACAAUCGACCCCUACUACGGCAGACAAUCAGUUCCUAACCCCAGAAUAUAUAAAAAAAUUGUAUGCGCAGAGAGACCAAGAGGAAUCUGAGUUAAGAAAUCGCGGGAAAUUCAGAACUUUAGAAGAGAUACGGGGUCCUAAGAGCACAGGCACACACCAGUUCUCCGAAGAAGAACAAGAAAAUGAAAUAUCUUUAGAUGAUAAUGAUGAUCCUCUUAUAAAACAUAAAGCCAGUAAUACUAGAAUCUCUCGAGUGUCUCAAAGAUGGGAGGAGGAUUUCGAUGAAAUUAUCGUAUAUGAAAAAGAUUCAAAGCAAGAAACAGUGAAGACUACGGAAAUAAUAGAGGAAAAAGAAGAGGAAAUUUCAGCGGAAAUUAAAAGUGAACCAUCUAUAUCUCAGAUGCACUAUCACAUGUACGGUCUUUUACGAGACAUUGGGGUUAACACAGUAAAUCCUUGCGAUCCGAUCGAUGAUGGUACACCCAUCGAUCCCAUAACUCCCUUCAAAAUAGAUAUGAAUCGCAUUAACGAACUGUUUGCAGCGCCACAGUCGGAGUAUGGAACAUACGAGAUGGAAACUGGCAGUCGUUCCUACUAUGAGGGAUGCGAAUACCACUUUCCGGGCAGAAACCAUUGGAGUAGGCUCUUUCGUGAUGGCUUUCAAGGGACAUAUCUAUCACGGCUUCCAAUGCACUGGGUCUAUACGGUUCUAUCUACCGUGGGAUAUAUAUUAUUUGUGUUUCUCUUUAGCAUGGCCUGGUUCGAUCAUAUUACGGAGGAUAUGACCAACAAUCAACCAAUUACAAAAAUGUUGCAACCCCAUUUAAGUCUUUCUCCGACUGCAACACGUGGGCUCACAUUUGAUCCACGAAACGAUACUGAAGUCAAUGAUAUGUACACCAGGAUUUUAGACUUUUUCAAGAAAUAUGAAAACUUGGAGGAGAGUGAACGCUUCGGACCCUGCACGGCUGAUCAAAAGUUUGGCUAUAUGAGCAGGUCGCCAUGUGUAUUCCUCAAAAUUCAUCGUCUGAUUGGAUUCAAAACUGUUCCUUAUACACAUCCAGAUCAGGUGGACAGAGAACACUGCAAAACAUACGAUGAAAUGAUAUUAAAGAGUCUUUUAAGGAACAUCACAUCCCAAGAGGAACGUCAGAAUCGCAUUUGGCUUACUUGCAGCACCAAACCCAAGAAUAAAAUUCAAAUUGAGUUCUAUCCAGAGCCAGCUAUAAGAACGGAAUACACGGACAUUGAAGAGAAAUUUGUAAAAGACACACUUGACCAGGGGGAUUUGAAUCGUAUUGUGGCUCUCAAGCUACGAAAUCUAAGAGCAAACGAAAGAAUUGACAUCAAUUGCAAGAUCUGGGCACAGAAUAUUUACCAUAAUGAAGAAGAUUUUGGUCAAGUUUCGUUUUUUGUUAUAAUGGGACAUGAGAAGAAUCGUCAGAGGGUGCAGCAGGCCCUCAAUUAUCACGAUUCAUUGUGAUUUCUUAUGAAUACUUCUUGUAGAUAGUAAUUCCUAUAAAGUAUUACAUUUAAAUGGGUUUAUAUAUAAAUUUAGGUUCC